AUUGUAAUUUCUCUUUCCUUCGGCAAGCACAUUUCCCCUGGCGAGGGGUGUUCAGAGUUUGUUGUUGUUUCUCUCGGUAAAACCGAUUCUUUUUCUCGCCAGCGAGGAUUUGCGCUGAGAGUAAUAUCAGAGACACCAGGAUCUUGUGGUGGACUACGCAACGAGUUUAAAUCACUCAGUCAACUGGAUUCUCUGAUCCCACGUACUCACAUUCUUCAGUUACUCAGCUGUGUCGUUUGUGUGACCCAUAAGCUUUUGGAAUGCCAGCGUGACAUCACCAAAAUGUGCCUGCCAAAGGAUUUUAAGUGAUUCAUAAGGGAGCUCAGCUACGCCUGUUGACUAAAUCUUUGUAUUUUGGACCAAAUGGCAUCAGCUGCUCCCUUACGUCUAGCCAGCUCUGUGGAGAAGACGAAUGGAGGAAAGCUCAGCCGACUUCUCAUCGAUGGUGGAACAGCAGUUAUAAGGAGCAUUUUUAAGAUACAUCAUCCCCCAGCAAGUCUUUCGGCCGCGUUUAAUGCAAACUAUUCAACUCUCAACAAUCUCUUGAGAAGAAGGAUCCUUCAUAGACCUCAAUGGGAUCUAUUGUUUCCUCCAAGUGGUACUCCUCCGGACUCCCAAACAUUUGAUAUCACUCUUUUAUUCCUUCUCUUAACCAACAUCUGUGGUCUCUCCCCACCCCACUCUGGUUGGCAUUCUAAUCCACCUCCCAGUGACAGCUCUCUUGAAGCAAAUCUUGCUCGUAUAAAGUUUUACCGCAAUCAGUUGUAUGGCCAUGUUUCCACAACUGGUGUUGCUGAUCCAACUUUCUCAACUCUCUGGCAGGAGAUAAGUGCUGUUCUUGUUGCUCUUGGCUUGCAGCAGGCAGAAAUCGAUAGAUUACAGGCUGAGCACAGUGGAGAGCAAGAGUUCAUUGAUGUAUUGCUUGAGUGGGCAGAUACGGAGGAAGACAUAAAAUCUCAGCUGAAAGACAUGCGGGACAUGCAGGCUAAAGUGCUGCAAACUGUAGAAGGCUUGAAAGGGGAAAGAGAAGGGUUUAGAAGAGAUGAAAUUCUUAGGAAACUUGCAAAGGUUGACCCUUCAAGUGAUAUAAGUGAUCACGCAGGUAAAUAUGUGGAGGGAACUCGUUUGUCGGUCUUUGCAGAAGUCGAGAGGUGGUUAGAAGACAGGAGUUCUCCAAAUCGAGUGAUUGUUAUCACUGGAAAUGCGGGGAUGGGAAAGUCGGUAAUCUCGGCUGUCUUUUGUCAAAAGAUGUCAAAAGCUGGAAGAUUGUCAGGGAGCCACUUUUGUCGGCAUAACAAGGCGCGCCGAAGAAAUCCGAAAGUGCUGUUGCAGUCCUUAGCCCGUCAGCUUUCAGAUUCACUACCAGAAUACGAGAAAGCUCUCGUGAAAAAUCUUUCAGGAAAUCUGGGCGUGGGGAUUAACGACAUGGAGGUGGAAGAACUGUUUGAAUAGUUGUUUGGAGAGCCUCUUUUAGAUGUAGAAGACCCAGGCUCGAUCCAUCUCAUGAUAAUAGAUGGCUUAGACGAAAGCGAAUACCAAGGACGUAAUGAGCUUUUGAAUGUGAUUGCCAAUUACUUUAAGACGCUUCCGCAUUGGAUUCGACUUGUCGUAACAACGCGACCUGAAGUGAACAUCUCGGAGAAGCUUCAAGAAUUAAAUCCCUUACUACUGAAACCUAAUGAUCAAGAAAACUUGAUGGACAUCAGACUUUGCUUUAAAGAACAGCUGAAACAUGUUCUGCAAUCCGAUCGCCAAGAUACCAUUUUAGAGAAGCUUGUUGAAAAGUCAGAAGGAGUCAUGUUAUUUACCUACUACUUAAUAGAAUUCAUUGACAAGAAUGCUCUUCGUAUGAGUGUUGAUGAACUGAUCAAAAGCCGCUUGCCAUCAGAUAUAUCGUCAGUUUACCAAAACUAUUUCAAGCGCCUGAAAACUGAGCUACAGAAAGAAGUGGGCAUUACCGAAGUCCAAUUCUAUGAUUUCUUAAAUGCCCUUGUGGCAGCAAGAGAACCAUUGCCAAUGGAUUUUGCUUGUAAGUUGUUUCUUUCCAAAGAAUGGUCAUCCGCUGAUGAGCAAAAAGUACGCGACGCAAUAGAUUGUAUAUCGGCUCUUCUACCUAUCGAGGGCGAGUGCAUUAACUUCUUUCACAAGUCGGUCAAAGACUGGUUGAUUGAAAAGUCUACUUCAAGGCAGAAGAAGUUCACAGUGAACGAAAGAGAAUGUCAACGCGUCAUUGCAAAGGUUUGCACCGAUGAACUAGAUAGUUUGAAACGUAAGGGGAUCCCGAGGUCAGGAUUGAAACAGACGUCGAGGUAUGCCUUGCAGCAUGGCGUUCAGCAUAUACUUGAGGUAGAAAAGAAUGCUCGACCAUAUUGCCUCGACGACAUUGUCAAAAAUUAUGUUUUGAACAUAGAAUUGACGUAUGCAAAGCUAUCUGUGAUCUACCGGUCAGUAGUUUUCCAUCCAACCUUAAACCUGAUCUUACCAGGGAUUCUUUGUCAGGCUUAUACUUUGGCCGGAGACCUGAAACCACUCUUUCUUACGAGCAAGUGCCGGUUUAAUUUGUGUUCAAUUUCUGGGGACAAAACCACGAUGCUGACUGACUGUCCAAACCGGAAGAAGUUUGUCACCCAGUGGAGUCUAAAAGAUGGAACUGAAAUCACUCGUUUUUCCCACGAACACGAUAUUUUAUCCUUUGCUUGGUCUCCUAGUGGAAGGCUGAUGGCGAUCGCCGAUUCUGCGCGUUGCAUAUACCUGAUUGACACACUUGAUGGAUUAAAGACUCUGAUACGGGCUGAUACUCCAACAAACUGUAGUAUGUUAAAGUUAUCUCCUGAUUGCCGGUUCCUAUUCGGUUUGUGCUUUGGUAGGGAUGAGAUGGAGAUAACUGAGCACUUCCUGAUUUUGUGUUUAGAUAUUCAGAGGGACACUGAAUCAAUAUAUAAUUUUGAUCGCUUUCCGAUUACGAGUCACAGCGAGUACGCCUUAGCAUUUGAAACUUGCAAUGAGAAUGGCUUUUUAUCAGGAGAUCCCUUUUGGUAUUCAUUUGAGAGAAGUUUCUGUGAUCUUGCGGCGUUUGCACUUGUACUAAGUAAGGAGCUGUUUAUAAGAGCUUCCCCUUGCAGUGGUGUCAUCGAAAUGUUUAGGCUUAACGAAGUAAGGAUGGUGAGAGGUGAAAGUAGCGAUGAAGCGGAGCAAGGCACAGAUCUUGGUGACCUUACGGAACAGAGAGGCGAAAAUAACGAUCUAACGGAACAGAAAGCUGAACUCGCUGGCCUACCAGAAGAGGAAGAACUUCUUGAUUUAGAUGACCUAAUGGAAAUUGACGAUAUGCAGGAACGGAGAGCUGAAAACGAUGUCUUCUCAGGACAGAGAGCUGAAGUUGUUGAUCCACUGGAGCAGAGAGCUAAACUUGACGACCUACCAGAACAGAGAGCUGGACGUGGUGGUUUAGUAGAACAUAGUGCGAAACUCAACAACACCACAGAAAAGAGAGAUGAGCUUGAUGACGUUGUGGGACAACGAACGGAAUUUAAUGACCCGAAAGAAAAGAAUAUUGAACUUAACUCAGUGGAGGUGGGUGUUAAACUGGUUGAAUCAUCAGUAAUAUUGGAAAUUGACCCUUGCGGUCUAUCAGAGAAUGGAGCUGAUCUUUAUGACCUUUCGGAAAAGAAUUCUAUAGUUUCUGACCAACAUGAACUCGACUUAGAAGAACUUUAUCUCUUAGCUGAUGUGGAUCAACAGGGUCCUUUACUGGAGGACGAAGAAAACAGCGUUGUUGAAGAUGAAAAUAUCGUGAAUGACGUUCAUUUCUCUGUUGAUGGCGACUCUCUCUAUGUGGUAAUGGGUACAAUAAUACAUGGGAUGAAUCUUAGGACUGGGGGUAUUUUUACUAAAAGGUUUAAGGGCGAAUGGGCGACUUGGUUUGGUGGCAUUAGUCUUGUGCCCGUCAAAAGAGGUGUCUUAUUUCAAAGAAGGAAGGGAAGGAAGUCGCUUGAGUUGUGGAACUCUGAGCUGUCUGUUUGCAUCCAAGGGUGGCCUGCCUUUGACGCCUACGAUGUUGUACCCCUAUCAGAGGAACGAAUCGCCAUUAAACCGCUGUCUUCCUUCAGUCGGAACUUGGAAGUGACUGUUCUAGAUACAACAAGUGGAAAAAUUGUUUCAAUUAUUGGAAAUUUUGAUGGUACAUUUUUGGCAUGUAACAGUAAAUGUGAAGUGCUAACCUAUACUUAUGGGGACUCAAUGCAGCUGCGGUGUGAAAACAGAGUGUUGUGGGAAACUUCUCUCCAUCCCGAUCUGCAACACAUAUCCGGUUCUGUUAUUUUUUCUCCUACUGAGGAAUACUUUAUCAUUUCUGGUAAAACUGACUCGUACGUCUUCGAUGUAGUUUCGGGAAAAGUGAUUUCUCAAUUGAAGGACACGAAUGUAGCUUCUACAAAGUUUAUCAGCAACGAGGACUGCAUUGCGGGCAUAUAUUUCUCAGGACAUUACUUUCUUCGAUUAUACAACGUGAAAUCUGGUGAUCUCCUGAGUGAAAUUGUUGAAGAACGAGAAGUUUCAAGUUUUGCAGCUUGUCCUUGUAAGCGCUUGGUUGAUCUUUCCAAAAUACUGACGUCUACAGAGAUUUGCAGUUUCGUCGCAGAAUGGAAAAGACAUGGGCAGAAAAGGCUGCAUUCCGCUGAUUCCUAUGGUUUGGAUUGGUUACGAUUUGCAAGCCAUAGCCUCUGA
Messenger RNA from Stylophora pistillata, 4725 nucleotides. RefSeq lists its product as uncharacterized. NCBI's taxonomy places the organism in Eukaryota, Metazoa, Cnidaria, Anthozoa, Scleractinia, Pocilloporidae. The record is from RefSeq and is a predicted model, not a curated record.